UUUCCGGUUUGGGGUUGACAAAAAAAAUCGUCGUAAAUUAUUUUGUUUUGUUUUACGUUUUACAUUGACACAGUUAUUUGUUUUAAUAUUUCAUUCGAGAAAGUCAUAAUAGUUUACCUUACGAAGAUAUUGGGCCAUAUUGUUUUGAAAACUGCCAGCAUGGCGCAUGUAUCAGUGAACAUCUGAGGAUAAUUUAUCAAAAUAUUAGAUUUACAACAUCAGACCACAGACAACAUCACAGUUAAAAUAGCACCAUGCUGCGAAAGAAAUUCCGGAGAGAAAUUAAGGAUUCCACAAGACUUUCCUUCGAGAGGGAACUACAUGUAACAAAGACGCUAGUGAACCGACUCGGUCUGGAUCAUGAGCUGGAUGGUCAUAGUGGAUGUGUGAACUGUCUGGAGUGGAAUGAGACUGGAAGCUUGCUGGCCAGUGGGUCUGAUGACGUACAAGCUAUUGUCUGGGAUCCAUUUCGGAAAAAACAUCUUGCAAAAGUUCAAACUGGCCACCAGGGGAAUAUAUUCACAGUCAAGUUUUUGCCAAGCUCGAAUGACAACAUACUGGUGACUGGUGCAGCGGAUAGCAAGAUUCGCGUCCACGACAUUGAGGCGAAUGAGACAACCCACGUUCUCACAUGUCAUACGAGUCGGGUGAAGAGAAUCGCCACUGCGCCGAAACAGCCCUUUAUGUUUUGGAGUGCGGCAGAGGAUGGUUGUGUGAUCCAAUAUGACCUUCGAUGUCCAGAGUUGUGUAAGCCCAACAGCAAAAAUGUCCUUGUGAAUCUCGACUCCCACAUCGGCAUACAGUCAGAAUUCAAAUGUAUUGCUAUAAACCCGGCACAGCCAGAACUGAUGGCAAUUGGCGCCAAUGAUCCGUACGUCCGUGUGUAUGAUCGAAGGAUGCUCACUUGUCAGAGUUUGAAAACAUCAGAGGAUGGACACCAAAGAUUCUCACAAGGGGAUGAAUUUCCACUGCCUCGAGGAUGUGUGGAGUAUUAUGUGCCAGGUCAUAUACCACAGAAGAAGGAUGAUUAUCGAAAGAAGUUACGAGCACUGGCAGCAACAUAUGUGACAUUCAGCCCAGACGGCAGGGAAUUGCUUGUGAACCUUGGUGGUGAACAGAUCUACUUAUUUGAUGUGAAUAGAAAACGACAAAUUGAAAAGUUUGACCUCAAUAUGGUGCUAACUUCAUCAAAUGGGAUCGUUAAAGGGGCGAGUCACUCUGGUGUGAAUGGAUUCAGUCCGUAUCCAAAUGGCUCAACAACAAAUGGGGUAACUAACGGAGUCUCGAGACAUCUUCACGAGACUGUACAUGCUCAGGCCGCAGCCGGGGAUGCUUGCAUGGAGGAAAAACCUGCUAUGAAAAAGUCCAAAUCAGACAAGAAGCCCCUUCCGCAGAUAGUAGAAAGCCUCAAAAAGAAAGCUAAUGCCUAUUUUGAGAAGGAACAAUACACCAAAGCGAUAAUUUUGUACAAUCAGGCAAUUAUGAGAGCCCCACAGGCAUCCAUGUUGUACGGGAAUAGGGCCGCGGCAUACAUGAAGAGGAAAUGGGAUGGGGACAUCUACGCAGCAUUACGUGACUGUCAUAUGGCUUUACGACUCGACUUGAACCACCUCAAGGCUCAUUUCCGACUAGCCAAGUGCUUGAACGAGCUCUCCUGGUGUACAGAAGCUUUUGAGUGCCUGAAACACUUUAAGAGCAAAUUUCCAGACUACGCUACAUCACGGGCCUGUGAACAACUGGACAAGGAUAUCAGAGCGGCGAUGUUUGCUCGGACGGAAAGUGAAGAGAAAAAGACCACCUCUGGAACAGAGCUAUGGUCCAACAAAACUCAUCAGACAUCGGAGCUGGAGAAAAUAUGGCGGGCAGAGGCCAACGAUUAUGAAGCGAGAUUUUGUGGCCACUGUAACACAACCACCGAUAUAAAGGAAGCUAACUUCUUUGGAAGCAAUGGCCAGUAUAUAGUUGCGGGAUCUGAUGACGGCUCAUUCUUUAUCUGGGAGAAGAGCACCGCAAACAUAGUCCGUGUUUUACGAGGUGAUGAGUCGAUAGUCAACUGUCUCCAACCCCACCCAUCAUUCUGUCUUCUCGCUACCAGUGGUAUUGACCAUGUUGUGAGACUUUGGAGUCCUCAACCUGAGGAUGGUUCCAAAAAUGACCGUGAGGUUGACAACUCUGAUGAUGCAGCACUGGCCAAUCAGAAGCGCAUGAAUGCUGACCCCUUAGAAGUGAUGUUGAUGAACAUGGGGUACCGACUGAGCUCUGUUGAUGAUGGAGAAGGGGAGGGGGGCCCCAGAGGUGAUGCCCAGGUCACUUGUCCAACAAGCUGAGGUCACACCCCUUUGGGAGUUUAGGAUUUAAGUUAUUCUUAGUACCGGUACUUAGCAUCUCAGCCUUAGGCCUUGACCCAUGAUUUAAGGAUCUUAAAAUCUUAAAUGAUUUUAACUAUCAUGCGUCACAGUUUGAGGUCAUGACCUCUUGAUGUUAUUUAGAGCAUUGUACAUGUUACAGGUCGAGUCCCUGAUCUAUAUUGACUUUUAAGUAUCAUGUGUGUCCAUUCAAGCCAUGCCCACAGACAAUAAGUUACUAUUAGCAUGUUUAACAUGUUAGAGGCUGACCCAACAAUAAAUAGUGAUUUUAAGUAUCACAUUUGUUAGUUCGAGGCCAGGCUCCAAAGUGUAAGUGUUAUUUUUAGCAUUGUAAAUGUAUUAGGUUCAGGAUGACUAUCUAUAGUGAUACUAAGUAGCAUUUGCAGCAGUUCAAGACCACACCCCACCAGCUUAAUGUUAUUUCCAGCAUUGUACAUGUUAGAGGCUGAGGUGACGACCUUUAGUGAUUUUAAAUAUCAUCUGUGUCAAUUUAAGGUCACGCCUUAAAAAGUAAUUGUUAAUAUUUGGCAUUCUACAUGUUCGAGGCUGAGGCGACUAUCUUUAGUGAUUUUAUGUAUCAUGUGUGUCAGUUCAAAGCCAAGCCCCACAGAGUUAAUGUUAUUUUUAGCAUUGUACAUGUUAGAGGUAUCAGUUAUUUAUAGCAUUUUGUUUGUCCAGAGGUUCAGCCCACGCCUCUCGGAUAUGAUAGGAUUAGUGGAUAUUUAGCCUGAAGUUUUGUUAUUUACUGUUGACUCAUGUGAUUUUUAUGCCACCGCAGAAAUCUUGAGACAUAUCGAGUUGCUAUGAACGAGUUAUUGUUCGGAGACUUUAGGCAAAAACCUAACUAGUUCUGAGGUCAUCUCAUGAAUAAGUGUACGACAAAAUAUUCUAAGGUGAGUUAACUGUCAAGUCAGUGUCACUAUUUAAAUUGAAAGUUGAACUUGCGAUAUUACAAACUAUUACUUUUGAAAUCGAUAUUGUAACUGAAAAGAAAUUAAAAUUCACAAAUAUUAUCUUACAAAAUGUGCAGUGAGAUGAUUAACGGUUUGUGCAUAAAACUUAUUACAUAAAAAUGUCAGGUAUUAAUCUCGAAUAUUGAAAAAUAUUCUUAUAGGAGUACGUAAAAGUGGCGAGUUCUGAGAAAAGACAUGUAUUAUUUUGCCGAUGAAAAAAGUGUUUUUAGAUGUUUAAAAGGUUGUAUUUCUUAAGUUGAUAAAUGAAAUUAGACCUUAAAUGUUCUUCCUUCAAAAUUUUGAUAAAUGUUUAUGCUCAUUUAUUUUACAAGUAAUAAGAUAAUUAUUAUGAUAAGAGAAGGAAUAAAGUGUAUUUCAGUAUAUUUGACCAUAUUUUUAGCUUAUCUGUUUUUUGAAGAAUUCUUUGUGUUGAUGCCCACGUCCCAGUGUUCUGCAAAAACUCUAACCUUGACCAUAACUCCAAAACUGUUCAAGAAAUUCAAAUAAAACUUGGUACACAUGACACAAUAUGUGCAUUUAUAGCAAGGCCCAUAACUCUUGCUUUAAUAAUUAUUGAGUUAUGCCCCUUCUUUGACUGAAAAAACACGCUUGAUGAUAUUAAACUCUCUUGCUAUUCUCGAAGAUUAUUUACAAAACAUAUUGUAUUCAGUCUAGAAUUACAUUUUACAACAAUUCUUCUUACAAGCAAAUAUUAAAGAGAGUUCAAAAGCAGGGGUGGGGGAAGCCUUUCUGUCCAUUUUUGCAAAAGGAAAUGGUGAGGGAUUUGUCCUACUGGUACUCUCCUUAAAUACAUAUAGUUAUCAAAGAUCAUUAACAUUUAUUGAAUAAAGUCAUCUGCAGCCAAUGUUAUAAAACUUUGAUAAGUUGUCACAUGUAAUUUUUUGGCUUGUUAAUUGACUCAUUAAAACGAUUUGAUUAAUUAGUAGUUAUUAUUGGAUAAAUAUUGACCAAUCAAUAAACAUUUUGGAUAAAUUUGACCAAAUUUGAAAACUUAACCGGUUUUAUAAGAUUGGCUUCUGUUAUAUAAAUCAUGGCAAUGUAUGUAGUUGUAAAUAGAUCUUGAUAAUCAAUUAGCAGAAUUUAACUGUGUUAUUUAUGUUGAAUAUUUGAAUUGUUUAUUGCACCUUCCAAAGUUAGUAGUUCUAUAUAAAGAACAUUGAAACUGCUUAUACUUAUUUUUCAUUUACUUUUAUUGUAAUGAUGUGAAAUUUGUCUUUUCAUAGGAAAUACGACUAGCUCAAUGUGAUAUAUUUUUGAAAGCAACAUUUCUAUCAUUUUUACCUCCUUUUUUAUAAAGGAUCACUAUAGCAGUGUUUUAUACCAACUGCAUGUAUUUGCCAUAUUAAAUAAAAGCCUGUACAUUUAUUUGCGUGUGAUGUAAGCUGUAAGCUGAAAUCGUGUUAAUCUGUCUUUCUGGGCUGUUACAAAACAUGUUAAGUCAUUUCCUAACUGAAGUCAUUUCCCUAAAUUAAGUAAAUCACCAGUCUUUUAAUAUAAUAUCUCAUCCAUAAUUUUAAAACUAUUUAUACUAUUCUUUUAUUUUGAUAAUGACAAUUUUGAGACGAGAGCCACCAAAGGCUUAAAUACUGUUUUUAUUGUGUGAAAUAAAAAAAUCCCUGAUGAUCGAUUUAAACAUCAAAGAUGGAAUACUCCAAGUGAGGUCAUCCUGAUGAUUUGACCAGAGCUUGACGGAAAUUGCCGAGGCAAAUCAACAGGUUUACCUGUGGGAUGCACGCCUGUGAUUAUUUGUACAUAACUCUGUUUAAAAUAAGUAUUUCGUCGGAAUUUGUUAACCCACGUUUAUUUAUAAACAUUUUACUAUCAAAUUAGCCCGGCAAACCAGGUCAUUAAAUGUGACGAUUAAGCUAAGAAAUGAUUUAAAAUAUGUUUUAUGAUAAUCGGUCCUGUUUUUGAAGUCUGCUCUAAAUCAUGGAUGGCAGUAUUGGUUUGGGAUGGUGAUUUUUUGUUAAUAUAUUUAUUUACAUAAGGCAAUAAAUGAUUAAUAGUUUGUUAGGCAUUUUCCUACCAGUAAUUUUAGGUAUGGGUAGGAAGGUUUGUUUUCUUCUUCCUAACCCAUUUAUUCCAUAAUGGAAAUGAUGAGGGAAAAAUCAUAUCAAGAAAAGAAUAUUCAGACUGCAGAGGCUAAACAAACUAUUUAUUUAUUGUGGCCUAAUGUAUAUAAUUGUAUUAAAACAAUAUUUGUUCGCAAUCCUUGAUUGAUGCUGCAGCCUAUGAUCUAGAUAUGCUUCUUAAGAGUAACUUUGUGAAUAUUGGGCCAAUUGUUCAGACCUUUAUUAAACUUACUAAUGAGAUUUACAGCAUCGUUGUUAACUUUUAAAAGUUUACUACCGUAUUUGUUAAUGUGCUCAUAUAUUUGAAUAUAAACAAAAAUAGUUCAUAUAGUUGUCGCAAUUCUUGUAAGAAAUACAGCUGACAACAAGUGUCCCCAAUAAACUUCAAGAGCAGUAACAAUUUUAAAGUUAACAACAAUGACGUUAACAACUUUGAAGUUAACAACUAUAAAGUUAAAAACGUUGUUAACCAUAACAAAGUUCUGAACAAUCAGCCCAUUGUCUUAAAAUAAUCAUUUAUAUAUCUCUUUAAAAGUGUUGAACCCAGGAAUUGAUUUAUUAAAUGUGAUCUUGUUUAAUUAAGUGUUGCAACGAUAUUUUGUUUCAGUUUCAUCCUUGUCUUGUCAAAACAUUAGGGGUGUUGAUCAGUUUCAGUGAUAUAUAAAGUUUAAUUCUGGCUUAUGUUAGUCAGAACAUUGUAUUAUUUGCUAAAAGCCUUAAUAUGUUGUUAUUGUUUUGUUGAUUUGAUCAUUAUUAAAUUGUUUUUGUAUAA
This is a messenger RNA of Mya arenaria, 6184 nucleotides long. RefSeq names its product WD and tetratricopeptide repeats protein 1-like. Bases 255 to 2327 code for a protein of 690 amino acids. Gene Ontology annotation, biological process: negative regulation of fatty acid biosynthetic process. The transcript is spliced from 14 exons. Gene Ontology annotation, molecular function: protein binding. Gene Ontology annotation, cellular component: Cul4-RING E3 ubiquitin ligase complex; cytoplasm. The record is from RefSeq and is a predicted model, not a curated record. Lineage: Eukaryota; Metazoa; Mollusca; Bivalvia; Myida; Myidae.